Symbiodinium sp. CCMP2456 is the source of this 2031-nucleotide messenger RNA. Lineage: Eukaryota; Dinophyceae; Suessiales; Symbiodiniaceae. The record is from the annotation of a GenBank genome assembly.
GCCUGGUCCGCCCAGAGGGCGGCGGCCAUCGGGGCGAUCCGUCUCCUUCGGCAUCCGCCCUGCCUGCCUUGCCGCUGCCGCCGGUUGCCGCCGCAGGCCCGCCUCCCAAGUCCUUCGACGCUUGGGGGCCCCUGGUCAAGGCCUACAACGACAAGCUCCUCGAUGGCAAGCCCAGGUCCUUCCCCACGAGACGCCUGGCAGGGGCGGAUGCGGUACUCGCCAGGAUCUACCACGAGCACACCGUCUCUAAGUCCUACACGCCCCUCCUGCUGGGCGAGAUUUUGGCCGCCAGGACCUGGACAUCCGGAGACGAGCUAAAUCGCCUGGCGGUUCCCCAGAAGGAGGCCGGCUCCCUCCACAUCGUCGGGGGAAGCCUCGUUGCCGCAGACGACAAGCGGGCGUGGGAGCCUCGCGGCGUCAUGUCCGUCUUGGACGGGCUGGAGGCGGUGCGCCUGGCCUGGAUCCUUACCACAGUCGGCGACGAGGGCGACGUCAACGACUACAUCGCCUGGUGGGACCGCAAGGUCAGGGCCCGCACGGCCCACGUGGAGAACAUAGUCUUCUUCUGGACGUCCACGGCCACCACUUUGGCCAUGGAACUUCGCCAGCGCCGCACCUUCAAGGAGGUCACCGCCGACAUCAUGGCAGACACCUCCUCCUGGCUGGAGGCCAUGGCCACGCCGCCGCCUCUGCCUGAGCCCAAGAAGCCCGCCAGGCCACAGCCGCCUCCUAAGGCCGAGCCGGACCAAGGGGCGGACUGGGUGCCCAAGCACCGCUUUGGCUUCCUUUACGAGAACGUCGACAUGGACCAGGCGGCCGCCAAGGUGCCGCGCCUGUGGUGGACCAGCGUGGACUGGACCAGGUUCCAGGUCGAUCCAGACGACGGGGCGCCGUUGGAGUGGGCCAAGAAGGGCCGAUGGGAGCGCCUGCGCCUGGCCUCCGCCAGGCCGUCGGCAGACACCUUCGACUUGGUUUCCACCCUGCCGUCGCGACAGGUCGGCGCCUUAACGCCGGCACCCACCGACGAGGGCCGGCCCAAACCUCGGGCCACUAGAGGGAAGACGUCCAAGGACACAGACGCCAGGUGGAGCGACGGCAAGCGCCAAUACGCCCCGUGGCACUACCAGCUUGAGGCCAUGCUCCAGGACAGCCAGGGCGUCCUGCACCUCCCCACGGCCGAGAUCAAGGAGCAGCUGCACGGCAUCCCCACCGGCUACACGGCCCAGGCGGGGGCCGACGACAGGACUCGCCACCGUAUGAUAGGCAACGGCUGGCAUUGGGGAGUGGCCGGACGCAUCCUGGGCUUCGUCGUCCUGGCCGCCUGGGCGGCCGCACUGGCGGAGGCCGGCCGGCUGCCAUCCUCGCCUAAGACUUCUACAUUGCAGUGGCUGACCCAGGCCUGCUCGUGGGAUUUCUCCCCCCCGCCCAGGCCGUCCCCACCAGUCCUCGGCGAGGGACUCGACAUGGAGCAGCACUGGGCCUCGGCGCCGCUUAUGCAGCACUCCUUAGCCAGGCGCCCGGCGUUGGAGCCGGCGCUCUCGGCGGUUAUUGAGUUCCGGCGGCAAUGGCGACACGACCUUUGCCGCAUCCGCCGGGAGGUCAUCGCGGAGCUCCUCGUCCUGGUGGAGGAGCGCGAGGACGACACCCGGGCCUGGCUCCAGGAACUGCCGGCCCACGUCAGGGCUACCUACACGACCUCGGACCGCCCCAGGCCUUUUCAGGGGCCAACCUUCCUGGGCCUGCUCCGCGACCUCGGCGACCGCGGAGAAUCCGCCUUACGUCGCGGCCAAGUGUUCCAGGGGCGCUCCGGCGUCCACACAGCAGCCCUUCUGGAGGAGCUGGUGCAAGAGGCCCGCCUGGGCCGGGUCCGGCCUUGCGCCGCUCCCGACCACUGGUCCGUGGCAACCUCGGCGCUUCCCUGGACGGCUGACAUGCGCACCUUGCGCCAGCCGCCGCUGGGCGACUGCUUCGCCGCCCUCUCCUUCGCCAUCUGCCAGGUCGACGAGAACGGGGACCUCAAACUACGCCGGG